Molecule: messenger RNA, 8915 nt
Organism: Fukomys damarensis (Damara mole-rat)
Lineage: Eukaryota; Metazoa; Chordata; Mammalia; Rodentia; Bathyergidae
Gene: Robo2
Product: roundabout guidance receptor 2
Exons: 29
Coding region: 564-5168 (1534 amino acids)
Molecular function (GO): protein binding
Source: RefSeq, a predicted model, not a curated record
CAGCUCUUCAUAUUCUGAAGCUGGGCUGAGGCAGUGGCUAUCUGUGGCAGUGCCUGGGUGAUUUUGAAGCCCAGAACUACCCACCCAAGUGGCUGUGAUACUGGCUUUCACUGAAUCCUUAUUACUCUUAAAAGAGCAAUUUGGUUGGUUGCACGGCUAUUAGGAUCACACAGGCAGCCUGAAAGCUGUCAGUACAACUGCUUCUCAUCUUUUCCACACAAUCCUGACAUCUUUUCUCUUUUCUGCUGGACACAGACAUCACUGUUUUUAUCAUUUUCAAUCAGGCUCACCCAGAACGCUGAGGAAUAUAUUCCCACUGAAAGCAGAGUGGAGAACAGAAAUUAUUUUAUAGCUCCUGGAGUAGAAGCAGUGCUGACUGUACUAAAGAGCAGGAGCCGGAUCUGUGAGAAAUGUAGCUUGGCUCAGGGCUACACCGGGGAGCUGCUUCUUCAGUGUUAAAGAUGGCAAAACAACACCUACCUCAGGUCUUUCCACGAUUAAUGCUAUUUUCAUAACCUGGAGGGAAGAGGAUGUGAGAAAUUUUGUGAUAUUCUCUUGUGGAAAUGUUAUCAUCAGAGAAAGUGGGGAAAAUCACUAGGCUUGAACUUCUCUUCGUUUUGAUCCUCUUUUUCUCUGGACCAACUCUCAGCAAGCUGACCAGGACCCCCUGGAAAGGAAAACCUUGGAAGGGGGGAUCUCGUCUUCGCCAGGAAGACUUUCCGCCACGGAUCGUGGAGCACCCCUCAGAUGUCAUCGUGUCUAAGGGAGAGCCCACCACUCUGAACUGUAAGGCGGAGGGCCGGCCGACCCCUACCAUUGAAUGGUACAAGGAUGGAGAGCGGGUGGAGACCGACAAGGAUGAUCCGCGCUCCCACAGGAUGCUCCUGCCCAGCGGGUCCUUAUUCUUCUUGCGCAUUGUGCACGGGCGCAGAAGUAAACCCGAUGAAGGCAGCUACGUCUGUGUUGCCAGGAACUAUCUUGGUGAAGCAGUGAGUAGAAACGCUUCCCUGGAAGUGGCGUUGUUGCGAGAUGACUUCCGGCAAAACCCCACUGAUGUUGUAGUGGCCGCUGGAGAGCCUGCGAUCUUGGAGUGCCAACCUCCACGGGGACACCCGGAACCUACGAUCUACUGGAAAAAAGACAAAGUUCGAAUUGAUGACAAGGAAGAAAGAAUAAGUAUUCGUGGUGGAAAACUGAUGAUCUCCAAUACGAAGAAGAGUGAUGCGGGAAUGUACACCUGUGUAGGCACCAACAUGGUGGGAGAAAGAGACAGCGACCCAGCAGAGCUGACUGUCUUUGAACGACCGACAUUUCUCAGGAGGCCAAUUAACCAGGUGGUGCUGGAGGAAGAAGCUGUAGAAUUUCGGUGUCAGGUCCAGGGAGAUCCUCAACCAACUGUGAGGUGGAAAAAGGAUGAUGCAGACUUGCCCCGAGGAAGGUAUGACAUCAAAGAUGAUUACACACUGAGAAUUAAGAAGGCCAUAAGUACAGAUGAAGGUACCUAUAUGUGUGUUGCUGAGAAUCGGGUGGGAAAAAUGGAAGCCUCUGCUACCCUCACUGUCCGAGCUCGCCCUGUUGCUCCUCCACAGUUUGUGGUCAGGCCAAGGGAUCAGAUUGUUGCACAAGGUCGAACAGUGACAUUUCCUUGUGAGACAAAGGGAAACCCACAGCCAGCUGUGUUUUGGCAGAAGGAAGGCAGCCAGAACCUACUUUUCCCAAAUCAACCCCAGCAGCCCAACAGUCGAUGUUCUGUGUCACCAGCUGGAGACCUCACAAUCACCAACAUUCAACGUUCAGAUGCCGGCUACUACAUCUGCCAGGCCCUGACUGUGGCAGGAAGCAUUUUAGCAAAAGCUCAACUGGAGGUUACUGAUGUUCUGACAGAUAGACCUCCACCAAUAAUCCUACAAGGUCCAGUAAACCAAACACUAGCGGUCGAUGGUACAGCAUUACUGAAAUGUAAAGCCACUGGUGACCCUCUUCCUGUAAUUAGUUGGUUAAAAGAUGGAUUUACUUUUCUGGGUAGAGAUCCAAGAGCAACUAUCCAAGAGCAAGGCACACUGCAGAUUAAGAAUUUACGGAUCUCUGACACUGGCACUUACACUUGUGUGGCUACAAGUUCAAGUGGGGAGACUGCCUGGAGUGCAGUACUGGAUGUGACGGAAUCUGGAGCAACAAUUAGUAAAAAUUAUGAUUUAAAUGACCUGCCAGGGCCACCAUCCAAACCACAGGUCACAGACGUUACUAAGAACAGUGUCACCUUGUCCUGGCAACCAGGUCUCCCUGGAACUCUUCCAGCGAGUGCAUAUAUCAUUGAGGCUUUCAGCCAAUCGGUGAGCAAUAGUUGGCAGACAGUGGCAGACCAUGUGAAGACCACCCUCUAUACUGUGAGAGGAUUGCGGCCCAAUACAAUCUACUUGUUCAUGGUUAGAGCGAUCAACUCCCAAGGCCUCAGUGACCCAAGCCCUAUGUCAGAUCCUGUGCGUACUCAAGAUAUCAGCCCACCAGCACAAGGAGUAGACCACAGACAAGUGCAAAAAGAACUAGGAGAUGUCCUUGUUCGUCUUCACGCUCCAGUUGUACUGACUCCCACGACUAUUCAGGUCACAUGGACGGUGGAUCGCCAGCCCCAGUUUAUUCAAGGCUACCGUGUACUGUAUCGUCAGACUUCGGGACUGCAAGCUACAUCGUCGUGGCAGAAUUUGGAUGCCAAAGUCCCCACAGAGCGAAGUGCUGUCUUAGCCAAUCUGAAAAAGGGGGUGACUUAUGAAAUUAAAGUUCGACCCUAUUUUAAUGAAUUCCAAGGAAUGGAUAGUGAAUCUAAAACCGUCCGUACUACCGAAGAAGCCCCAAGUGCCCCUCCACAAUCCGUUACUGUGCUAACAGUCGGAAGCCACAAUAGCACAAGUAUUAGUGUUUCCUGGGAUCCUCCUCCACCAGACCACCAGAAUGGAAUUAUCCAAGAAUACAAGAUCUGGUGUCUGGGAAAUGAAACUCGAUUCCAUAUCAACAAGACUGUGGAUGCAGCCAUUCGAUCUGUAAUCAUCGGUGGAUUAUUCCCAGGGAUUCAAUACCGGGUAGAGGUUGCAGCUAGUACCAGUGCAGGGGUCGGAGUAAAAAGUGACCCACAGCCAAUAAUAAUUGGGGGUCGGAAUGAAGUUGUCAUUACUGAAAACAAUAACAGCAUAACUGAGCAAAUCACUGACGUUGUCAAGCAGCCAGCCUUUAUAGCUGGUAUUGGUGGUGCCUGCUGGGUAAUUUUGAUGGGUUUUAGCAUCUGGUUGUAUUGGCGAAGAAAGAAGAGAAAGGGACUCAGUAAUUAUGCUGUUACAUUUCAAAGAGGAGAUGGAGGACUCGUGAGCAAUGGAAGCCGUCCAGGUCUUCUAAAUGCUGGGGAUCCAAAUUAUCCAUGGCUGGCUGACUCGUGGCCAGCCACAAGUUUGCCAGUGAACAAUAGCAACAGUGGCCCAAAUGAAAUUGGGAAUUUUGGGCGUGGAGAUGUGCUGCCACCAGUUCCAGGCCAAGGGGAUAAAACAGCAACAAUGCUCUCAGAUGGAGCCAUUUAUAGUAGCAUUGACUUCACUACCAAAACCACGUACAACAGUUCCAGCCAAAUAACACAGGCUACCCCAUAUGCCACAACACAGAUCUUGCAUUCCAAUAGCAUCCACGAAUUGGCUGUUGAGCUGCCUGAUCCACAGUGGAAAAGUUCAGUUCAGCAGAAAACAGAUCUGAUGGGAUUUGGUUACUCUCUACCUGAUCAGAAUAAAGGUAACAAUGCCUUACUUUACAUCCCUGACUACCGAUUGGCUGAGGGAUUGUCUAAUAGAAUGCCACACAACCAGUCACAGGAUUUCAGCACCACCAGCUCUCACAACAGCUCAGAAAGGAGUGGCAGUCUAUCAGGUGGGAAAGGUGGAAAAAAGAAAAAAAAUAAAAAUUCCUCCAAACCACAGAAGAACAAUGGAUCGAACUGGGCCAAUGUUCCCCUACCUCCUCCCCCAGUCCAGCCCCUUCCCGGUACAGAGCUGGAACACUAUGCUGUGGAAGAGCAAAAAAAUGGCUAUGACAGUGAUAGCUGGUGCCCGCCAUUACCUGUGCAAACAUAUUUACACCAGGGCAUAGAAGAUGAACUAGAGGAAGAUGAAGACCGGGUCCCAACACCUCCUGUCCGAGGCGUGGCUUCUUCUCCUGCCAUCUCCUUUGGACAGCAAUCCACGGCCACUCUCACUCCCUCCCCGCGGGAAGAGAUGCAGCCCAUGCUGCAGGCUCACCUGGAGGAGCUGACCAGGGCCUAUCAGUUUGAUAUAGCGAAACAAACAUGGCACAUUCAAAGCAAUAAUCAACCUCCACAGCCCCCUGUUCCACCAUUAGGUUACGUGUCCGGAGCCUUGAUUUCUGAUUUGGAAACAGAUGUUCCAGAUGAUGAUGCUGAUGAUGAAGAGGAAGCUUUAGAAAUCCCCAGGCCUCUGAGAGCACUGGACCAAACACCGGGAUCCAGUAUGGACAAUCUAGACAGCUCUGUGACAGGAAAAGCCUUUACCUCCUCUCAAAGACCUCGACCUACCAGCCCAUUUUCUACUGACAGUAAUACCAGUGCAGCCCUGAAUCAAAGUCAGAGACCUAGGCCCACCAAAAAACACAAGGGAGGGCGCAUGGACCAACAGCCAGCAUUGCCUCAUCGAAGGGAAGGAAUGACAGAUGAUCUUCCACCACCACCAGAUCCCCCACCAGGUCAGGGUUUAAGGCAACAAAUAGGCCCGAGCCAGCAUACUGGUAACCUGGAAAACUCAACAGAGAGAAAAGGAAGCUCUCUAGAGAGACAACAUGCAUCCAACUUAGAAGACACAAAGAGCUCACUGGAGUGUCCAGCUAAAACCUCUCUAGAGUGGCAGCGACAAACCCAGGAAUGGAUAAGCUCCACAGAACGCCAAGAAGAUACCCGGAAAGCCCCACACAAACCAGAGGAGGCCUUGGUGCCCUAUAGCAAGCCCAGCUUCCCAUCUCCUGGUGGCCACAGCUCAUCUGGAACGUCUUCUUCUAAAGGAUCUACCGGACCCAGGAAAGCUGAUGUGUUGAGAGGAGGACACCAGCGCAAUGCCAGCGACCUUCUGGACAUAGGCUAUAUGGGCUCAAAUAGUCAAGGACAGUUUACAGGCGAAUUAUAGUAACUGAGAGGAGACAUUCAAAGCUGCUCCGAAGGACCAUCAGGUCCGAACUCAUGGAAGUGAUGACACUAAACAGUGCAAUGAACGAUUUCUUUUAUUUAUGUACUAUUAAAAAAAACUGUAAAUGCAAUGUAAAGACACACAGCCACACAUAUCCCACAGAUAUUUUACUUGUGUUCUUCUCUUAAGUAUACCACCCACCUUAACUCUUUCUUGUCAGGAGUAUAUAAAAAAGAAAGCAAACAAAACUCAAAAACUCACCCUCCAGGAAGAAAAGGAUUUUCCUCUGUAUAUAAUUUCUUUUGUGCAUUGCUAUGCAAGCUCACUCUUUUUAGCUCUGUUCAUAUUAUUGUCUGUUCUUAAUGGUCUGUUGUACUAUAUGUGAAUUAAUAGGCUGUGGUGCCAUAUAUUAACUUUUAAUUGUGUAACUUUUAUGUUUAAAUUUUGCACUGCAAUUUUAUUUGGUGAUAAGCACAAAUCUCUACUCCUCAUGACAUGAAGAAAGAUUGAAUGUGAAGGGAGUUUCUGUACUGUAAGCUAGUUGGAUAAUGCUGAUGUAACCAAUCACAUUAGGUGGUUUUCAGUUGGGGUGUAGAAAAUAGCAAGAGGCAAAGGAACAGUGGCAUUGGCAAAGUCUUCUUUGAAUCAAGAAGUGAAUUAAUUUACAAAGCAGAAAAAAAAGGCUUUUAUGGUUGACGAACGCAGGGGUCAAGAGAAGGAAGUUUACGUCUUUAGACUGAAUAUGCGUUAACAUAUGGAGGUAGCAAAGAUGAAUUCAUCUUGAUUUUAAAAAUGAUGAAGUUUAUUUACAAUCAAAUUUACCUACAGUUGUAAUUGACCCACCUGAGAAUUAUAAGAAGCAAAAGGAAAUUAAGGUGUUUCACAAGAGCUGUAUUCAUACUACAGUUUUUAGCAUUUUCUGAAAUAGAAUUAAUCUCUCUGACUCGUUAAGUCAUUAUAUAACAUGAAGCUCCCCCAAGGAAACAAACAAAAUGGACUCUAGAGUAUCUAGCAAAUAGUUAAAGAAGCUAUUUAUUAUUAGGACAUACUCAGGCUGCUUCCAAAUAUGAACUCUACUGCAACAUCUUGUUUCAUCUUUCUCAUACAUGUACAGUACACAAUAGAGGUUAGAGCUGCAUCACUUAAAUUCAUGAUUUUCAUAAAAAUAAUGCAGUCUAUAUGCAAUUUUGCGUUUCAUUUGAUUAAGAAGUGAAGUCGGUACCACCAGAUGCACAGCCAAAUUGUAAGUGCUUAAAAAGCAAUGUCAGAGUAAGUUCAGUUCACAAGAAGUAAAUUUAUUAGAAUAAAUACUUUAUGGUACAUUUUCAGAAAUUGGCUACCAGUUAAAAUCUGUUUGACCCAUUUUGAAUGAGUAAAUUGAAAAGGAAAAUUGAAAAGGAGAAAAAUGCAUGUUUAUUACACUUUUUAAAUAAAACCAACCCUUGUAAGUGGACAUUAAUAACAGUGUCCUGCCUCAUUUGUUUUCCCAAUUUUGAGAAUAAGAAGUUCCUGAGCAUCAGUUAUAUACACUCAAAAUGUGUAACUUUGAAAUCUGUUAAGCUACUGUACAUGUAUAGCCAAUCAGUAAAGUAGAAGAUUCCUGUAAUUCACACCUGUGAUAUUUUCUCAUGUGCCACCUACACAGUCUUAAAUUCUGUUUCUGCCUAUAUUUUCUAUUGUUUUUUCUAUAUGUUCAGUAGCUGGUAGACUGAAAAAUACUCAAUGUGACCAUCACAUAAAUUCUAAACUAGGGGACCCCUUGCAUGACAAUUCACACUCUGUGCGUUAUUGGCUAACUAUACUAAGGGAUGAUAUCAUCAGACGGUUCCAUCAUUUUUAUUCCCUGAGACUGCAUCUGUGCAGGCAGAAUAAUUGCAGAGUCCUCGAUGGGCCCCACUGUCUUCUUGGUGCCACACAGUUUGUUUCUUCACUGAAGAGAAGAAUUCUCAGACACACUUAUUAAACCUUCCACCAACUUUCUACCAUCAGUGCCUGAAUUUUAAUGCUGUUUGAUUUCUCUCUGGGACAGAGACUGGGAAAGGUGAAAAGUUUCUGCAAAAAAAUGAAUACACAAUUAUUCACAACUCUAAGAUGUAACUUGUUUAUUUGUACAGUUCCUUGCUUCACCUUCCUGCAUUUAAAAGCAAUUUUCCAAGAUGUUUUAUUCAUUUGUUUUCCUCUUUUAUGCCUCUCAGCAACUGAAUUUAGUUUAAAACAUUAGUUUAUUACACAUUGCCUUGACCCUUUAUAACUUGUAGAUGAUUAGUAAGUCAAAACUUCAAAGCAGUUUCUUGCAGAUUAUUUGUAGACUAAUGUGGGGCAUAACAUCAUACCUUUCUGAUUGUUUUCAGUAUGUAAAAAUAUUUAAAAUACAUGAAUACAGACCUUGUGGUUACUUGGAAUAUUCUUUUCAAGUAAUCCACAUUGUCUGUUAAAUCUUAUUUUAAAUAAAUUGAUCUGUCAAAUCUAGCACCCAAUAUACAUGGUGUCUUAAUAUGGAGGAUACUACAUGAUAGCUAUAUUAAUAGAGUAACCAUAUCAAAAAUCAAAAGCUUUCACCAUUUUGCUAUAUGCAAAAAGUUAUUGAUCAGCAUUAAGUCAGAAUGUCCAGAAAAAUGAAAACCUAUCUAAUGGCUACCUUGAUUUCUUUUUGUGUGGCCGAUUAAAUGAAUGAUGUGAAAUUCACUGAGCUCACUCUUUGCAGGUCUAAAUGGGCCAGCAUACACAACAGAGGGAAAUCUGGGUGGAAGAGAAGGUCACCUUAUCUUGCACUCCUGGGCAGUGAUGCCGUUCAGUCAUGCCAGACACAAGCAUUAAUAAAAGGUAGACUCUGCCUCUCAGUGCUCAAACUCAGGUAUGCCAGUGUAUGCGGUAGAGUCAGCUUACCCUUCCCCAACUUUUCCAUGCCAUAUUAAAAAUAGGAUAGUGCAGGGGCAUGAAAACAAUGUUUCCCUCACAGGAUCUGAAUCCACUUGAAGAAGGAAUAUAGGAAAGACAAGACCAACAUGUAAGGUAUCACACAACCAAAGGGAAAUAGAACCAUUGCAAGUGUACUUGCUUUGAAUAACAAACUUCAUGGUGUUCUAUGUCAUAGUUGAAAGCUCUAGGUAUUUCAAUAUAUUUUCAAUGGGAUUUAGUUCAAAGUUUGUAUGUGCUUCAGUGGAACACCUCCCAAUUUCUCUUCAGUCUAUUUAUGUAAUUGUCCAUUGACAAUAAAAUAGUAACAAUGCCAAUGAGCUCUAAACUGUGGAUUACAUCCACUGGAAAAUGAUUGUGUGUCAGUAUUAAAGAUAUGCAGAACCGUAACAUUCACUAAUGUUAGUUUCCUCAUCUGCUUCUCUGUACGUUGUGUUUAUAGAAUUACAUGACAAACAUUGGUGUAAAGCAACAUGUCUUUCCACAUUAUCUUAGAGGUGAAGUUACAUUUAUUUUGCUCCUUUAUAAUAUGUACGUCAAAUGAAACACCAUUUCUUUUUAAGUGACGUACUAGUUUUCUUUAAUUUUUUUUAUUUCAAAAGCAUUUAUUGUGACUUUAAAAGUGUUGCAAGAUAAGGGAUUUUGUGGCCGUGGUAGAUUUUUUAUUCUUUGUUUUAUAGGUGGUUUCUAUUUUUUUUUUAAACUGUAGUUUGUUUAAGUCACCAAGCAAUGUCUAAAUCUUACUGUGUUUCAUUUGAUGUUGUUAGAUUGGCAAAGAAAUUGGCAUAAGCAUUGGUUAAUAGUAUUGUCAAAAAUUGUGUAUUGUGUACU